AUGUCGGACCUCUCAGGUUCGCGUUCUCCGGUCCCUCCCCCUCCUCCACCUCCGCCACAGAAAUACUCGAACCGCGCCGCCAAUGCCCUUGCUAGGUUUGCCCAACCCUUCUUCUCGGGCUCGAGGCCACCAAGCCCACAAAGCAGUCGUGCGGAUGGUCCCCGCUCGAUCAGGUCUAAAUCGCUACCAGGAGAACCGCAGACCGUCACCCACAAAACCGGGAUCGCAAUUACGGCUCUAGACAUCUCGCCUGAGCGGACACAUGCGGUUAUCGCAGGCAAGGAGAUCCUCAAAACCAUCCAAGUAUCGCCAGACCGCUCGUCAGAGGAAUUCAAUAUUCGCAAUGCGGUCAUCAGCUAUGCCUCUACUCACCACAAUGCGGGCGUUUCGAUGCCACACAAAGACCAAUUGAAUGUGAAAGACGUAAAAUGGUCUCAUGGUAACCACGACCGGACAAUCGCAACUGCGGUCGCGAAUGGUCGGAUCGUCGUUUACGACCUACAGCGGCCCGGCCUCCAAUUGUGUCGGUUCCAGGGGCAUAAUCGCCAGGUGCACAGACUUGCCUUCAACCCUCAUCUACCUUCUUGGCUCCUAUCUGGCAGUCAAGAUGGCUCGAUUCGCAUGUGGGAUCUGCGGUCUGCCUCUGCGAAUCGGGGGAGUUCCACGUGCGGGAGCAAACAUUCGUACCAGGGCAACAGCGAUGCAAUCCGGGACGUCCGGUGGUCUCCCACCGAUGGUGUUGUGUUUGCAACCGCUUCGGACAGCGGCGCCAUACAGAUGUGGGAUUAUCGGAAAGUCAAUGCACCCUUAAUGAGGAUCGCCGCUCAUGACCACCCUUGUUUUGCGGUUGACUGGCACCCUGAUGGGAAACACAUUGUCAGUGGUGGCACGGACCGCCAGGUAAAGGUCUGGGAUUUUUCCUCGUCUGCAGAGCGGCGGCAGAAACCUGCAUUUCAAUUCCGAACCCCACAGGCAGUCACUAAUGUACGCUGGCGACCCCCUUCUUGGAUUGGCGAGUCGCCUGCGUCGGGAGAAUGGCAAUCAUCUCAAAUUGUCACCUCCUACGAUAAAGAAGACCCGCGAAUUCACCUCUGGGAUCUUCGUCGCCCGCACGUUCCUUUCCGCGAGUUCGAUCGGUACGACACCCCUGCAUCUGAUCUACUAUGGCGCUCCAAGGAUCUUUUGUGGACGGUUGGCGAAGCUGGGGCCUUUACCCAGACCGAUGUUCGGUAUGCGCCAACUGUAAUCAAUCGCCGACCGAUGUGUUCUGUGGCUUGGAGUCCUAAUGGCGAGUUUGUUGCAUUCAGUCAACAACGUCCCAGACGACGUCCGCUGGGGGUCAAUGCCGCCGAGUUCUUACAUUUGGAAGAGGAGGAAAAGCCGAGUCCCGCGGAUGACAUAUUUGAUGAAGCGGCUCUGGCCACCUCCCUUGGCACUCGGCAUACCAAGUCGGUCGCAGCUCGACCCUCCAAAUCAUUGGGCAGUACCCCACCUGGAACGGUCGAUUUCACCCCGGUGCUUCCCCUGGAACAAGCAUUGGCCAAGAUCGCCACCCCGAUGCCCAGUCAGGUGGGGACCAUUGCCAUUAUCCCAGGUGCUACGAAUGACCCUGCAAUCUUUCGGUAUUUGGCGAGCCAUUAUACCACAGCCACAAAAGCGGAAACCCAUGCUUUGGACUCUUUGGUCGAUUCGCUAGAUCAUAAUGCUGAAUGCGCAGACGAGAUGUCCCUGCCCAAGCUGGCGCAGACUUGGAGAAUAGUCAAAUACGCUGUUCUCCAAGAAGUCCAGCGUAGAACCAGGGAUCCGGCGAAAGGUGGCUUGAAAGACAUGCCUACCAAGGAUGGCGUGAGACAUGAUCAAAAUAGAGUCAAAAAUCGGCUGUUCAAAGGUGUCAUUGAAACAAUUCCCGAGACUGAGAGCACGUCUAAUAUGACUACUCCUCUUGCGCAACCUGUAGCAGAUUCUGCCAACGACUCGUGGUCCAGCACUGAUUCUCAACUUCCUUCGUUGAGCGACGUGAAUGACCUUGAUCCUCUCCCACCAUCAGCCCUAAAUGAUAAUGGCUGGGAGGUGCCAGCUCCUGAUGAGCGUGGCCCGCGGGCGCAACUGUCUGUGACUGAUGAUGCUAUGGAAUUCCAGGGAACUGGCCAACGGUCCGCGCCCCGGGCAAUUGCUGGCCAAGCCGAUUGGCGCCGCCCCGAAGUCCCACGGGGGAAUUCCGAGGAUGACUAUGAGCAAAUGUUAGAGGAUAAACGUGCUGCCAUCCGUGACUACAAGCAGUUUCCCAAAAAGCCAUUGGUACUUACAGCGAUGGAAUCUAACCGGCCUCCCACCGAACGCUUUGUUCGGCAUGAUUCUUCGGAGAGCUUCCCCAUGUUCUCCACAUCGAACGAUAGCAAAUCCAUUGCCGCGUCGUAUUCGUCCACGGGGCAAGGUUUCAACUUUUUGGAUUCUGGACCUCCCGCAUUGAGGAGAGGCUCGUUUUUAGCUUCUACGCUCGAGGAACCUGAACAUGAGCUAUUCGAUCAACCUGUAGAAACUGAUCAAGUCCAUCUGGAGCGCCCUUCCAGCCCUCCCCCUCUCAUAUCAGAGUCAACCCCUCUUCAACCUCUCCCACCCACUUCAAUUCCUUGUUCAAACGAACUAUCACGAGUCCAGAUCCCAUUCACUCCGGGUGACCAAAACCCGUGGGGUGUUGAAGCGAUUUUGAAAGAGGCAGUCCAAUAUUAUCACAGCGGCAGCACCUCAGUCGAUAUCCAGACUGCGGCCCAUCUUCUUCAAAAGCUUCACGUGCUCUUCCGUGACUGCGAACAGAUUCUCCCUUAUGAAGAAUGUGAAUUGGUCUUCAAAACUUACAACGAGCACCUGAUCCGGCACUCGAUGGACCUAGAGGCAGCCGAGCUCCGCCUGUCUUGUGUACCUGCCUAUCCUGCCGUCUACGAUUACGCCCAAACAGAUUCAUUCAUCAAUGUCUACUGCUACACCUGUCAGCGGCCCUUUGAGAAUUCUACGCAAGACAAUACCCGCUGUCAUCGCUGCAACACACCACAAGCGCCAUGCUCUAUUUGUAUGAGUCUCGACCCUCCCGCAGAAUGGGUAGCAAACCAAGACACUCCCUCCACCCUCUCCGAAACCAGUUCAACCCUUUCCGCACUAUCCUCCGCCCCCACCGAACCCAUCCCAGAAACCCUCGAGCCCUUCACAGUGCCCCGACCCAAAGGCUCCGCCCUCUGGACCUGGUGCCAAGGCUGCGGCCACGGCGGCCACCUAGCCUGCAUUACAACCUGGCUCGGCGACAUUUCAAUCAGCGAAGGCGGCUGUGCCACAGCCGGCUGCUCGCACGACUGCGGGCCCGGCCCACGUCGCGAACAGAACCGCCAAGCCCUGCAGACAGAAUCUAAGCGUCGCGAUUCUUCCAGUCGCUCCGGCGUCGGUCUCGUCAAGCGUGAUCCCUGGACCAAAGGCGAGAGCAAGGCUGUUGAAAAGGUCCGUGGCAUGCUGGGCAUUGCCGGAGUCGCUGCCGCCACGGGUGGUAGUGGUGCCGGUCCGGUCACUUCGACUAAUCCUACUUCCACUCCGGCGCCGGUUUCGCCGGGCGCUAUGUCGCCUAAGCGGGUGCGGCUUGUUACUCCUAACGAGCAGGAGAAGGAAGGCGCUGCUUACGGUAGUCGGACUCGACCUCCUUCUUCGAUGGAUUGA
Molecule: messenger RNA, 3699 nt
Organism: Penicillium bovifimosum
Lineage: Eukaryota; Fungi; Ascomycota; Eurotiomycetes; Eurotiales; Aspergillaceae
Product: WD repeat protein
Exons: 2
Coding region: 1-3699 (1232 amino acids)
Biological process (GO): positive regulation of TOR signaling
Molecular function (GO): protein binding
Source: RefSeq, a predicted model, not a curated record